AUGGAAGACAUACAGACAAGCUAUGGGUUUAAGCUGACCUAUAAUAAGGCUUGGAGGUCUAGGGAAAAUGCCUUAAUGGCGAUGCGAGGAACUAUGGAGGAUUUCUAUGGAAAAUUGCCAUCAUACAUGUUCAUGUUGACGAAGAAUAACCCAGGCGUCUCAAUUAGAGGUUUCAAAAACUGUUUCCGUCCUAUAUUAUGUUUCGAUGUUAGUUUUCUUAAGCAAAAGGUUGAAGGUCAACUAUUGGUUGCGAUUGCAUUGGAUGCGAAUAAACAACUAUAUUAUGUUUCUUUUGGCAUCGUUGAUUCGGAGAAUAAUAACUCUUGGACAUAUUUCAUGCAACAUCUAAGAGUGAUAAUUGGAGUAGUCCCGGAUCUCGUCUUCCUAUUUGAUAGACACCCAAGUAUUUUCUAUGCUUUGUCCGCGGGUUUUCCAGAAGCACGUCACGGUGCAUUCACAUACCACAUCAAAAUGAAUAUUAUGGCCAAAUUUAAAACCGAUAACUACCAUAUUGAGUUUGAUAUGGCUUCACGCGCAUACAUAGUGUCACAGUUCCAUCAGCAUUUUGACAAGAUCAAGGCUAAAGACCCUCGGAUUGCUGCCUAUCUGGAACAAAUAGGACUGAAGAGAUGGAGUUGUACCUUUUUCACUAAUUCGUGA
Molecule: messenger RNA, 660 nt
Organism: Impatiens glandulifera
Lineage: Eukaryota; Viridiplantae; Streptophyta; Magnoliopsida; Ericales; Balsaminaceae
Exons: 2
Coding region: 1-660 (219 amino acids)
Source: RefSeq, a predicted model, not a curated record